CUUACCAGUCAACCACAAUCAAUCACAUAUGGAUCAAGAAAACUCCUCCACCUUCACCCACCAAAUCUCAGCCAGAAUCCGCCUUGUAACUGUCCCAAACAACGACAUUCCACAUCUUCACAAACUCAUCACUCAAAUGGCUAAUUACCAUAACCUAACAGAAUACCUCACCGUUACAGAAACCUCUCUUUCCAACACCUUAUUCAAAUCCCCACCUUUCCAUUCUUUCACUGCCCUUAUCCUCGAAGUUUCACCCAACCCAUUUCCCAUAACUCCCCACAAAGACCUCAGUUUUAACCCUAUCAUCAAGAACAACUUCAAUCUCAAGGCCUCAAUGCUUGACCCGCAAUCAAACACUUUCCGGUCUGAAAACGAUGUUUAUGUAGCGGGUCAUGUGCUGGUUUUUCCAAGCUACAAUGGGUUUUUUGAGAAACCAGGUUUAAAUAUGGACCAAAUAUUUGUGAGGAAGUGUUAUAGGGGUUUGGGCUUUGGGAAAAUGCUGUUUUCUGCUGUUGCAUCAGUUGCUGCAAAAAUGGGAAUGGGGAUGGUUGAUUGGGUUGUGGCUGAUUGGAAUGGAGAGAGUAUUAAAUUUUAUGAGAAAAUGGGUGCUUAUUAUGUUAGUGAUUAUAGACUUUAUAAAUUGUAUGGAGAGAAGCUUCAACAGUGUGCCAACAUCUCUGGUUGAUAUCAACUCCUGUUUUUCCUUUUUCUAUUAGUGGAGUACUAUUAGUUAUGCUUGUUUCAGUUAGACUGGAGAUGGAUGAAAUGGAAAAAAAUGCUUUCUCCUA
This is a messenger RNA of Lycium barbarum (goji berry), 788 nucleotides long. Its product is annotated as GCN5-related N-acetyltransferase 8-like. The transcript has 2 exons. NCBI's taxonomy places the organism in Eukaryota, Viridiplantae, Streptophyta, Magnoliopsida, Solanales, Solanaceae. Bases 29 to 685 code for a protein of 218 amino acids. The record is from RefSeq and is a predicted model, not a curated record. Gene Ontology annotation, molecular function: N-acetyltransferase activity.